AGAAGAUCAUUCCAUCUUUUCGAAUUGCCGACCUCGAACAAUGCAUCCGAAAGGAUCCGUCUCGGGAAGGAGCAAUUACUGCAGGUGAUGGAGCGCCAUGAUUGCUUUGUAUAGCGGCCGUCGGGGAUGGGAAAUCGCAGUGACCGUCAACUGCAGCGGUCGGCAGCUACAAGUGAUUUCGCUCGCUGUCUGCGAAGUAAUUUUUUGCCUGCGAGGAGCGAAGAUCCAGAAUUAGGAAUCUGACGGUCUGAGGACCUAAUAGAUCCCGAAGAAUCUAAUUGCGGAGAUCGCUUUGGAUCGAGAUCGUUUUUUUUUUACAUGCUCAUGCCUGAUACCGAGGCAAAAGAGCGCCUGUCACUGAUCAGUUAAAGAAGCUGUCCACUGCACGUACGUUUUUCAAACGGCAGAUUACAGAUGUCUCCAGUCUUGUUCUAUCAUACGAUAAAGUGUUGAUCCACGCAGGUUAUCACAGUGACAACGCUGACAUCGCGGGCAUAUGCAGAAAUUAUUCCGAAACCCCACAUUUGGCAUUUUUAAGAGAUGAUAGCUCCGGGGCUAGGGUCUCAAGAUAACUUCUAAAAGUGAAAUAGUGGUGCUCUGUCUGGGGUGCCAUUCAUAACCUAUCAAUUCUAACUGAGAAUUAACCCUUAAAUUGACCCGCUAUGUGUGCCGGAAACAGUCUGCCCGCCGGAGCUCCGGUCCUGCAGUGAGGUCAUUCGCGGCUCAAAGAAAUCUGGGUUUUGAAGAGUUUCAAAUUGAACUAAUCCGAGACCCUGCAAGCACAGCCGAGCGCGCAGCGCCUUCACAUUCGAUAAGCGAUCAGACCAGAAACGUUUCACCGGGUUCUCAAAUGCUGACGUUACAAGACUGGAAAUAGUUAUCUACCGUAUUUUGAUUUCAGAUAUACACCGACAGCUCGACUAGAACUCACUCCGUUCCGACUGCAAUUCAAAAUGGAAAUCUGUGUGCACUUUAAAUUCCGUUUGCCUUUCUUCAAAGACUGCGCGAACUGUGAUAGGCAACUAUUACUAUCGCAAGCCUUCUAAUUUGUUAACUUUCCGUGGCCGGUAGCCAAGGUAAACCAGCCUUACACCACGGGUUGAUUUAUCUAUGUAGAAUAUUAGUGGCCGUACUGUAUACGUUUGUUAAUCGGUGCGUUGCAAAUGUAUACACGGGAAGCUUUCUUUCUUGAAAAAUGAACUGUUUUGAAAAUGUUCCCACUGUUCAGCAAAAUACCCAUUUUAUUCUUCGGAGAAGGUGCUCGGAUCAAGAAUCCGAAGGGGCUCUAUUGUUCUUGGCGCAUUUGAGGUUUCCAAAGGAUUCACGCAAAAUACGAUGAGACGAGAAUCGGCGACAUCGGCGAUGGAUUCUGCUGAUCACUACGAGUGUUUUCCGAUUCAAAGAUAAAGGAAUUCAAGGUAAGCAGUUCAGCGUCCUGGAACUGAAGAAGGAGUUUUAUUAUGCCCGGUGGCAUUAUUUUGCAUUAGCGCCCAGAGAUGAAGGAAAAGUCUAAGAAUGCAGCAAAAACAAGGCGAGAAAAGGAAAAUGGAGAAUUCUACGAACUGGCGAAAUUACUGCCACUGCCUUCUGCUAUCACCUCCCAGCUGGAUAAGGCUUCCAUCAUACGACUGACCACCAGCUACCUGAAGAUGAGAGCGGUGUUUCCCGAAGGUUUAGGAGAUGCUUGGGGCCAGCCAUCUCGCCUCAAUCCCUUAGACAGCUUGGCAAAAGACCUGGGAUCCCACCUGCUUCAAACGCUGGAUGGCUUUGUGUUUGUUGUAGCCUCGGAUGGAAAAAUCAUGUACAUCUCUGAGACAGCUUCUGUCCACCUUGGCUUGUCACAGGUGGAGCUGACGGGCAACAGUAUCUACGAGUACAUCCACCCCUCCGAUCACGAUGAGAUGACAGGUGUUCUGAGUGCCCACCAGCCCCUCCAUCCUCACUUUCUUCAGGAGUAUGAAAUGGAGAGGUCUUUCUUCCUCCGUAUGAAGUGCGUCCUGGCUAAGCGCAACGCCGGCCUGACCUGUGGAGGCUAUAAGGUGAUCCACUGCAGUGGCUACCUGAAGAUCCGGCAGUACAUGAUGGACAUGUCCAUGUACGAUUCCUGCUACCAGAUUGUCGGGCUGGUGGCGGUGGGGCACUCGUUGCCCCCCAGCGCCAUCACCGAGAUCAAGCUGCACAGCAACAUGUUCAUGUUCCGAGCCAGCCUGGACCUCAAGCUCAUCUUCCUCGACUCGCGGGUAGCGGAGCUGACUGGCUAUGAGCCCCAGGAUUUGAUAGAGAAGACUCUGUACCACCAUGUACAUGGCUGUGACGUAUUCCACUUACGCUAUGCCCAUCACCUACUGCUGGUGAAAGGCCAGGUCACCACCAAGUACUACAGGCUGCUGUCCAAGCACGGCGGCUGGGUGUGGGUGCAGAGCUACGCCACCAUCGUGCACAACAGUCGCUCCUCGCGGCCCCACUGCAUCGUCAGCGUCAACUACGUCCUCACGGAGAUUGAGUAUAAAGACCUGCAGCUCUCCCACGAUCAGACCAGCGUUUCAAAGCCUGAGAUUGCCUACCGGAGCACAAUGCCUACCUCACAGGACUCCCGCAAACAACUCAAAUCCAAAGCUGUCAAAAUCAAAACCAAACCGAAGACAACUCCGUACCCCCAGCAGUACAACGCGUUUCCUGACAAAGUGGAGUCGAUCCCUCAGUCAGGCGUCUGGAAAGACAGCCCACCGUACAGCGUGACCCCGAGUCAGGAGCAGGCACCCGCGCAGGAGGGGGCCGACGCGCUGUGCGGCCCUCCUUACGGCCUGGCCUUCCCCUACCCCUACGGACACAUCCCAGUGGACUCCCCCACGCUGACGGGCCGGAGGCCUCCCCUGCCCUCCAAGCUGCGACAGCCCCAGAGCUCCCCCUGCCAGGCGGCCCGGCACCUCCUGAGCUCUCUCCAGGGGCGGGGGGAGGCGCGCUGGAGCUGUGCCAGCUCCUGCGUGGCUCGGACUCUGUCCAGACCUCAGUACGCCCACGUGACGUCCACCUCUCCACACCCCACCACCGCUGCCUAUCAAGGCUCGGGGGCCAACAGAAGAUUCAGCGGCGAAGCUGGACCUGAAGGCUUUUCCAGCUGCUCCUCCUCCAGACCGAACAGCAGGUUCAAGGAAGAGCCCUACGAGCACAACGCGGCCGGGCGGAACAAGACGGACGCCCGGCUGCACCCCCCUCAACAGGUCACUAAGGAGGACGGCAAGGCGCAUUUCAUGCGCGGCCCCAAGGAGCCCCUGGGCUGCGAGGCGCACUGCGACCGCCCCAGGCAGCUGCACGGCCUCGGCCAGCACCCGCCCGCGCAGGGGGCUUUCGAGCAGACCAGGAGGAUCUGCAUGAAGGAGUCUCAGUACGCACAGCUGGCCGACCAUGCGGCCUCGGAGGCCAUGGACAACAGCGACCGGGAAACCCCCAAAGCGAUGGAGCAGGAGGGCGCCGGGGAGCAGAAGAUGUUCAUGGGAAUGGGCUUGGCAAGCCAGGCUCCUUACGUGUCACUGAACUUCCACCACGUCUUAGCCAAGCAUGGCUCCUUCCAGGGGGCGCCUUAUGCACUAGCGGGCCAUUUAACGGACAAUUACAGCUACCGGGGCGAUGAGAUAAACCCAUACAUUUACAAAAGCCAAAGCCCAGCCUCUAGCUCCUCGCCCGAGACCCACAGAGAAAUCCCCCAUUAUAUUGGCACGUCUGUCAUUAUAACCAAUGACAGGUGACACCGCGGUGCCCAAGAGGGCUCGGUUUACAGUGCCUGACCCUAAGCUGAAGGACAGCAGCUCGAUGAUUUUGCUUUUGGGAGUCGCAAAGAGUUGCCGGAUGUCCUUACUGUAGCAGAUGAUGUCGGAUGAAGACACCAGCGGUAUUGCUUUUAAAUCCUGGAGCUGUAUCUUUUCUGUAGUAUCUGUGGAUGGCUGACUUUGUAUACACAUUAAUGUGCCAAUGUCACUCAACCUGCUCACGCACAGGGGUGUGAAUGAUAAAGUCGGGUUUAGUGCCUAAAGAAACAUUAUUUUUACAAUCACACAUUUAAGGCAAUGUCACAACACAAAUUUAAAAAGAUGCAUUUUUGGGGGGGAGGGAAAGUAUUGAAAAAAUGUAGCACUAGACCAGGGAGGGCUGGAGAGGCAGGGCCCAUCGACCUAAAACAGAGGCUCUUCAAAGCCAAUAGUGGUAGAGAAACCUUCAACAGCGUACUUCAGUGAAUCUGAGCCAACAUUUACAGUACACAUCUUCUACUAAAGGUAGAAAAAGGACAGAAAAGUAUGUGACCAACACAUAAGAGGUAUAGGCUACAGAGGGAAAUGGAAUUUGUAAGUUAUUGUGGAGUUCCAAACUUAUUUGUGAUUUGAGAGCACUGAGCUUGUCUGCUUUUGCAAGCCUGGUAGAUAAUAAAGGAAAAGACAUGCCCACUUUCAGAACACAUGCAGUCUACGGUCAUCCCACCCAGAGAAUGGCAAAUCUUAAGAGAUUGCUAACAAAGCAGGAGAGGACUAGGCUUGGCACAGUUCUGGCAGUAUGAUUUUAAAUCUUUCUGGUCAACAUGGAUUCUUUAUGUUUUAUGAUUAGGAAAUUUCAGACAUUUAAGAUAAGAUCACUUUAUUAGCCAUAUACAAUUUAUUGCAGCUUGCUCUCCAUGAGACACACAAACAGG
Lepisosteus oculatus (spotted gar) is the source of this 4681-nucleotide messenger RNA. RefSeq names its product SIM bHLH transcription factor 2 (gene sim2). The record is from RefSeq and is a predicted model, not a curated record. Gene Ontology annotation, molecular function: RNA polymerase II transcription regulatory region sequence-specific DNA binding; protein dimerization activity; DNA-binding transcription factor activity, RNA polymerase II-specific. Lineage: Eukaryota; Metazoa; Chordata; Actinopteri; Semionotiformes; Lepisosteidae. Gene Ontology annotation, biological process: regulation of transcription by RNA polymerase II.